CAAUCCAUUUCUAAUAUGACCUUUUCAUUAAUUUGCAGGAGUCRUGCAGCUGAGCCCAGCUGUGUGUCAUGGAAGAGCAACAGAUCUAWGGASWUUAUUACUAAGUUUAAAUCAGACCAGCCUCCAGCAGCAAAGAGCCGGGUCCAAAGAGAGGAUCUGCAGAGCCCAGAGGUUCCCACUGAUCCGUCUGCCCAGCAGCACCAAACMCAGCUGGACUCCAUAUUUAUGCUGCUGGAGGAAAACAUUGUCACAUUCGUGAAGAACGAGCUGAAGAAGAUCCAAAAGSUUCUGAGUCCAGAUGAGCCAGAAUGCUCAGAGGGUCAGAGUGAGGAUGAGGAGGUGAUGAGGGGUGAGGAUGAAGAGCAGAGGAGCAGCAGAGAGGCRGUGAUGAAGAUCACCCUGAACUUCCUGAGGAAGAUGAAGCAGGAGGAGCUGGCUGACCGUCUGCAGGAUUUUGAUGUUUGGUGUCAAAAGGAGCUUAAAGACCAUCUGAAGAAGAAGUUCCAGAGUCUCUCUGAAGGCGUCGCUGAACCUGGAAAUCAAACGGUUCUGAACCAGAUCUACACAGAGCUCCACAUCACAGAGGGGUUAACUAGAGAGGUCAACCAGGAACAUGAGGUCAGACGGAUUGAAACAGCAUCCAGGAAACAAGAAACAAUCAGAAGAGAAGACAUCUUUAAAGCCCCACCUGGAAGUGAUGAACCAAUCAGAACAGUGAUGACCAUGGGAGUGGUUUGA
This is a messenger RNA of Poecilia reticulata (guppy), 738 nucleotides long. Lineage: Eukaryota; Metazoa; Chordata; Actinopteri; Cyprinodontiformes; Poeciliidae. The record is from RefSeq and is a predicted model, not a curated record.